Messenger RNA from Ruditapes philippinarum (Manila clam), 2006 nucleotides. RefSeq names its product hemicentin-2-like. NCBI's taxonomy places the organism in Eukaryota, Metazoa, Mollusca, Bivalvia, Venerida, Veneridae. The record is from RefSeq and is a predicted model, not a curated record.
AAGUUAAGUGUAUACUUGAUGUAUGCUUAUAAAUAAAAGAUGUAGUUACAAUACAUUAAUAAAUAUAAAUACUUCUUUUUUCAGAUGUAGAUGGAAAGAAGAUGUUUCCGCUAGCCUUCGUUAUUUUAUCGUCUGUUAUAACCGCUUCGGGCGGAAGUGACGUGGUUCUUGGAGUCCUUGGAAACACAGCGUUCAUUGAGUGCCAAGUUCCAAUUUCUAAGACGUUGAUUUGGUUGAGCGAAAAUGGAAACAUUAUCGCAAUGAAUGGGAAAGUUAUAAAUGAGAACUCGACAAAAUAUUUGAUAGAAACACAGAAUGGUUUACGAGAAUCCUUGGUGAUUCACGACCUCACUCUAGCCGACGACAAUGUAUUUCAGUGCUAUGAUAUCAACAACCAAAGUUUCGUCGAUUCUACAAAACUUAGCGUACUUGCAAAGCCGCCAAUGAUGAAUGCUACAGUAACACCACCGCAGCCGAUGUUAGAAGGAUCGGAAGUGACGUUAUUAUGUGAAGCAGACGGAGGAAAGCCACUUCCGGAAAUCAAAUGGUACAGGAAAUUCUUCAGUCACGUGAUAUGUCCGUAUCAUCACGAACAUCUUCGUAACUGCCUCAAAUGUUUAUCACGUUCAGUUGUUUCUUUUACAGCGGCAAACGGAAGUGUAACGGAGGUAAUCGGUAACGUAACGGAUACAACGUACGCAAACGGAACCGGACAUCGUAUAAACAAACUGACAAUAAACGUCACGAGGGAUAUGUACCAGACGACAUUCAUAUGUAACAUAAGUGUAUCACUACUCUAUCAAGAGACGUUCACUGUUGACGCAGACGUUCUUUUGGCGCCAUCAAAACCGGAAAUUACGUCACGAGAAUAUGACGGAAGUUUUGAUGAAAACUCAGAUUUGAAAUUGGAAUGUGCCGCUAAUGGCGGAAACACUGCGCCAAACAUUUUCUGGCUUAUAGAUGGGAACAGGGUUGGCGAUGUUGAAGUUGUGGUUAAACCUCAUAAAAACGGAACAUCAACUGUAAUAGCGUACUUCAAUAAAAAGAUGACACGUGCUUAUAAUGGUUCCGUUCUGACAUGCGCAGUAACAAAUAAAGUAUUACUGGACCAAAGACUUCCGCCACGUGUUUCAAAAAUCACUUUAUUAGCUUCUUAUAAACCAAAUGUUACCAUAGACCAAGAUGAAUAUAAAACGAGAAAAGCGGAAAACGUCACUUUCAGAUGUUUCGUUGAUGGGAACCCAUUACCACGUUUCGAUCAAUUAUAUUGGACCCAUAAAGGCGCCAUGAUUGACCGGAAAUACUAUUCAUUGUCAAACGGAAGUGAUAUCUUCAGUUUGAAUCUUCGUGACGUUGAAAUUUCGGACGCCGGUUAUUAUACAUGCCAUGCCGUCAACAGACUUGGAGCCGCUUCUAGUUCGCAAGUCAAGCUCACAGUGUUAUACGCACCCGUAUGUGAAUUAAGUUCAGUAAAGAAAGUUGCUGUAAGACUCGGAGAGAAUGCUAGACUCAGUUGCCGCAUGAUGGCGUCACCAAAUGACGUCAUGUUUACAUGGAGAUAUAAAAAGAAUGACGAAAGAAUAAGAAGGAUGCAGGGCACACAUGACACGCAGGGUAGCGAACUUGUGCACAAUGAUCUUGAUCUUACUGUUGGGAGCCAAGUACGUUACGGAGAAAUCGAGUGUUACGGAAAUAACACUGAAGGUGAAUCUGAUAAGCCAUGCCUCUUUGAGAUUGUACCUCCAGGUCCACCAGAAAUUCCAGUCAACUGCUCUACAACAGUAAAUAACAGUGAAAUCCAAGUAAACUGCAAAGCUGGAUUUAACGGAGGAUCUAAACAACACUUUACUCUGCAAAAAUUGGGAAAUUUUGAAUACGAAACUAUGCUUACUGCAGAUUAUCCUAACUUCCGGUUUCAGAGCUACGAAAACGUGACAAUUCGCAUAUGCGCAUUUAAUGAUGAUUUCAAAAACAUACGAAACUGCGCAGUACCAUCGAAUGUUUUC